Molecule: messenger RNA, 933 nt
Organism: Rhodamnia argentea
Lineage: Eukaryota; Viridiplantae; Streptophyta; Magnoliopsida; Myrtales; Myrtaceae
Product: F-box protein SKIP1-like
Exons: 2
Coding region: 1-933 (310 amino acids)
Molecular function (GO): protein binding
Source: RefSeq, a predicted model, not a curated record
AUGGACGUCCGUCACGUCCCCGAGCAAUCGCCGCCCACCGGUUCCUCCGCCGACUCCGGGUCCUACCGGGACUGGGCCGAGUUGACUCACGACUGCCUGACCAACGUCCUCUCUCGCCUCACCAUGGAGCAGCUGUGGACGGGGCCCAUGCUCGUCUGCAAGCCGUGGCUUCGCGCUUGCAAGGACCCCUGUCUCCACUCCACCUUCGAUCUCGAGACCCGCUUCGAGUCGUCCCCCAUGCCGAUCCGCUGGUGGUCGCCGGAGUUCCAGCGGAGGGUCGAUGCCAUGCUCCGGUCGGUCGUCGGCUGGAGCGGCGGAGGUCUCACCGUGAUCCGUACUCGCCAUUGCUCCGAUCGCGCCCUCAACUUGGUCGCCGAAAGGUGCCCGAGUCUCCAGGUUCUUUCGAUCAAGAGCUGCCCAAAAGUCACCGAUGAAUCGAUGGCCAGGAUAGCGUCCCAUUGCACCAACCUCAGGGAACUCGAUAUUAGCUAUUGCGACGAGGUGUCUCAUGAAUCUUUAGUUCUGAUUGGGAGAAACUGCCCAAAUCUUAAAGUUUUGAAGAGAAACAUGAUGGAAUGGUUAGAUCCUUCCGAAGAUGUGACUUGCCCAGAAGAUUGUGAUUCAGAAGCGGCGGCUAUAGGGAAGUUCAUGCCUCGCCUGGAGCACCUUGAGAUACGGUUUUCCAUGUUAACGGCGAAAGGUCUUACCUCCAUUUGUGACGGUUGUCUCGACCUCAUGCACUUGGACCUGUUGGGGUGUGCAUACUUGACAAGACGCGAUAUUGUGGAUGCGACAUCCAAGUUGAAGAAUCUGAAGGACAAAGUUCAGCCAAAUUUCUAUAUCCCCCGGUCGGUUUUCCGUGCAGAAAUGUAUGAGCGACUCGAGACGGAUGUUCUCCGAAUCUGGUCUGGCAAAGCCGGAAGCAGUUGUUGA